Notodromas monacha is the source of this 567-nucleotide messenger RNA. Lineage: Eukaryota; Metazoa; Arthropoda; Ostracoda; Podocopida; Cyprididae. The record is from the annotation of a GenBank genome assembly.
AUGAAUAAAGUGUCGAUGACGUCACUGUUGCUGUCCCUGGUUUUGGCGUCACCGGCCGUCACAACGAGGUCGUUGUCAUCGCCCGAAAUUAGCCCUGCUCUGCUGCCCCUCAUCAACAAUAAACAAGGUCGUUCCUUAUGGUCACCUUUAUUCCCUCAGCCUCUGGUGGUCUACUCGACCUUGGGUCAGUCAGGUCAUCGGCAGUCUCCAAGACUGGCUAAAGUCGGAUUCGUUGGCACGUGUCAGCAGAACUCAGACUGCGACUCGUCGAGACUGGAAGUUUGCGACGUGCGGCUGGGCGAGUGUCGCCCCUGCUGGCCCAGGAGUCUUUGUGGCGCGUCCGUGACACAGUCGUCUGCAAGACCGUCGUCAGUGACCAUCAGCACUGAUCCUGUCACGUCGACAGUCACCAAUGCUUCCAUGUCGUCGACGACGACGACCACUGAAGCGACAGCAACCACUACUUUUCCAACGGACCCUGAGAAGGACUACAGCGAACAGACGAGGUCAAUAUUAUCCACUCCCACGCAGGAUCAUUCAACCGAAACCACACUAUUUGAUGCAUGA